CUGAGGGGGUGGUGUUUUAUUUUGAAGGCGCUUCCCGGAAGCGACGUGUCCGCCGCCGCCGUCACCCGAGCUCCGCCGUCAUGUCGCUGCGCUUCACGGACGAGAACUUCCACAGCGCCUGGAAGGAGCUGGACGAGCCGCAGCUGGAUGGAGGCUGGGAGCUCUUCACCGAGACCAUGGGGGUCCAGAUCCACAGGCUCCUCGACAAGGAAACUGGACUGUAUGAGUACAAAGUGUUUGGAGUGCUCGCCACCUGCAGCGCCGAGCUCUGCGCUGACGUCUACAUGGACUUGACGUACCGCAAACACUGGGAUAAAUAUGCUAAAGAACUUUAUGAGAAGGACUUUGAUGGAGAGACGGCGAUCUACUGGGAGGUGAAAUACCCAUUUCCCUUAUCCAACAGGGACUACGUCUACGUCAGGGAGCGCAGAGACCUGGACGUGAACGGCAGGAAGAUCUGGGUGAUCCUGGCCAGAAGCUCCCCAGAAACGGCGUGCCCAGAGAAGAGCGGCGUGCUGCGGGUUAACGACUACAAGCAGAGCGUUGCCUUGGAGAGUGACGGGGCCAAUGGAACCAGAGUUUUUAUGAACUACUUUGACAACCCUGGAGGGAUGAUACCUAAGUGGGUUAUAAACUGGGCAGCUAAGUCUGGAGUUCCAGGUUUCCUAACAGACAUGCAGAAAGCCUGCAGCAACUACAAGAACUACCUCCAGAGCACAGGAGCUUGAAUCAGUGCCAUUGCUGGUGUUGGGUUUAAAAAUAAAAUGGUGGUGGCAGGUAAAGCAUGGGGUGGAUGCAUCUUGUUUUUGGCCUGCUCUCCUGGCUGUUUUAAGUCCGUGCGCUCUCUUUAUUCAAACUAAAUCAAUCCUUUUUUAUCAAAUGCUGCCGGUCAAUCAUUCCGUUAGGAGCCUCUUCUCCCUGCAUUGUGUGGUUUACAUGCUGUCCGAUCCCGGCGCAAGGAUUGUAGAGUUUACCAUCCUGGAAUGUUUAGAUUUUUGAUUAUUCCUUUCAAUUGUCUUGAAAAUAAUAUUUUAAAACCUUUGGAUGGUUUUUGAAGACUGUUUCGUAUUCAAAAAUCCUCUUCCUCUGACUGUUUACCUCUGUAUUAAAGUCUUUUAUGGAUUCUUCUGUUCAGAGAAAGACUUUUAAUAUAUAUCAAAGCUGUAUGGAUGCAAAUAAAUUCGAUUUUAAAUAGAA
Molecule: messenger RNA, 1197 nt
Organism: Oryzias latipes (Japanese medaka)
Lineage: Eukaryota; Metazoa; Chordata; Actinopteri; Beloniformes; Adrianichthyidae
Gene: pctp
Product: phosphatidylcholine transfer protein
Molecular function (GO): phosphatidylcholine binding; phosphatidylcholine intramembrane carrier activity
Source: RefSeq, a predicted model, not a curated record